Penicillium riverlandense is the source of this 3174-nucleotide messenger RNA. RefSeq lists its product as uncharacterized. The transcript is spliced from 6 exons. Gene Ontology annotation, biological process: signal transduction; regulation of GTPase activity. The record is from RefSeq and is a predicted model, not a curated record. The coding region runs from base 1 to 3174 and encodes 1057 amino acids. Gene Ontology annotation, cellular component: cytoplasm. NCBI's taxonomy places the organism in Eukaryota, Fungi, Ascomycota, Eurotiomycetes, Eurotiales, Aspergillaceae.
AUGGAGUCCCCGGCUAUUGAGACUCCUAUCAUGGAGCAGGACGAAAUCCCCAUUCCCUGCAAGGGCUGUGGAGAGAUUCUCGAGGAAGGAAAAGCUUUUGAACUUGCUGGGCAAAGGUGGCACAUUGAUUGUUUCCGAUGUAGCAAUUGCUCUACCCUCCUCGAUUCCGACGCGCACCUCCUGCUGCUGGGCGAUGGCUCGCUGAUUUGCAGCAAUUGUACCUACAACUGCAGCUCCUGCGGCAACAAGAUCGAGGACCUGGCCAUCCUAACCGGCGACCAAGCCUUUUGCGCGCAAUGCUUUCGAUGCCGCAACUGCAAGAAGAAGAUCGAAAACCUGCGCUAUGCGCGCACGUCUCAGGGAAUCUUCUGUAUGGACUGUCACGAAUCAUUAAUGCAGCGGCGGAGGAAAAGAACUCGCGGCACGGCCAGCAAAAAGUCAUCGUCACAGGCCAAGCUGGACAAGUCGCUGCCUUCGCUGCCACCGCACCUAAUGGCCGAAGCUCAAAACGAGGCGUUCGUGGAUGCGCCGACCGAUGGGUUGCGCAGCCGGGACACGCAGGGCGCCAGUGAUGCGGGCCGAUCAGAAACCUCACCUUCCCGCCAGGCAUCAGACAGCCUCAUUCUUCCUUCCAGCACCUACCGAAGCAGCCGCCAAUUGACGGGCCUGCGCGACGCUGAAGCGGACGGAGGCGCCGAAUUCCUCAUACCUCUCGCGUUCGACCCUUCCACUGAAGGCACCCGAUCAUCAUCUCGCGCACAGUCGCAGCACACGGACGGAGUACCACGUGAUUACUUCGGCGCUCUUGGAUCGGGCGAUUCGUCGCUCAGAACGUCACGCGACGGACGUGACUAUCUCCAAGACCCUGGCUCUCAUGCCUCAUCCGAAAACCACUCUCCCCAUAUUGCGUAUCAGGACGCUCGGCGCGAUGUGGAUGGAGCGGCUGGCCCCGCGGACAAGGCGACUGAAGACACAUCCAAAGCUAGCAAGCCGACCUCUGCCCGCAGCUCCACAUCGGAUAUUCCGAUCACAUUGAUGGACAGAGCAACUUUCUCUGGUGCCAACAGUCCAGAGAGCAACCGUUCCAAGGAGCAAGGUGAUGUUCCCAAGACGGCACCUCUAGAUCGCGUUGUGGCCACUGCAAGGCCCACAAGCGAGCUUCGCAAACUUCACGAGCACGAGUCUGGGGGUUCGUCCCGCUCUCUGCCUGUGUCGUCCAGUAUGGCUUAUCCGCCCAAGCGAGGUGAUUCACUUGAAACCAAAAGCUAUACGAUCCCGCGGAAGGAAAUCGGGCAUUCUUCGCGGUCUCAGUCGACCGGCCCCUCGCCCUAUGACGAGUCACCCAGAGUGCGCACUGAAACUACAUCUGAACUGGCCAAGGGCAGUGCACUGAAUACUUCCCAGUUGGAUUCUCAGCGGCAGUUGGACCGCGCGGGCUCGCCGUCCCGGUCGCGGUAUAACAGUAUUGUCGACUAUCCUCCAGACGAAGAACUAGCCUCGGCCGCUCAAACUAGCGAGUCCUUCUUGCGUCGCAUGUCGAACUCUGUUCGUCAUGGUCGCAGCUUUAGCGACAAGAGUGUGCGUCUCAGCAAGGAUUUAAAGUCUCCUCGGUCGCCUGCCAACGGAAGCGCUGGGGGAACUGAUGUUGGGAGCCCCCCUGGUACUGCUGACAAGUCCGAUGAGGUCUCUUGGCUUCGAACUGAAUUGCGCAAGGAGCGCCAGCGAGUUGCAGAGAUGGAAUUCGCUCUCCGUGCGACCGCCGAUGUCAAACAGGUUAACACGGAACUGUCUGAGAAACGUUCGACUAUGGUCGUCCUGGAUGCUCAGAGAGAGAUUGUCCUGCGUGAGCUUACUGUCUUGACUGAUCAUUUGGAAGCCGAGAAGCGUACUGGAAGCGGUGGGGCCUUGGAUUUGUCUAAGCUAUCGAAUAAUGUUCUGCGAGAUCUUGCUGAAGCGAUUCAGAAGCUGAAGGAGUCCUAUGGCCCGCAGAUCGAGGAGCUCAUCCAGAAGCGCUCCGAUCUGUCGGAGGAGCUGGCCCACUUGCAACGCCAGAAGGAGAAGAGCUUCCAAGAGUUUGAACAAUUGUCAUCCAAGAAUGCACAGUUGGCUGAAUUGAACAACCAGCUCGUGCACCAGAUCCAAGGACUCUACAAGGCCAAUGAUGGGCGUGGACCGAAUGGCCUGGGGAUCUACCACAACAAGGAGAAGUCAACCAACUCCAUCGAGACCUUUAAGCCCGGCAUGCAUGAUUUUCCGACCUCCAUCUCGACUGCGCAUAUCGAUGAUGAAGGGGAACCUGCUACCGCCACUGCUACUGUUGUUCCUGGACCUCAAGUUGUCAGCAUUCGCAAGGGUCAGCCGCGCAAGUUCAACUGGAAGAAGGGUGGUCAGAACGUCGCCAAGGGUGUCAAGGGACUCAAAGGGGCGUUCAUGGGUAACGAGAAUGAGGGUGGCCUGCCCCGCUCUCAAACCCAGGACCCGAGCCGACAGGGCUUUGGCUUCUUCGGAAACCAGAGGCACAAACAAGUGGGUAAGAUGUCACACACUGAUAGCGUGCCCGUGUUGGCUGAAGGUGGUGGUCUUUUUGGUACCGAUCUGGAGGACCGUAUGGUGCAUGAGAAGAGCAUUAUUCCCGCUAUCGUCACCCGUUGUAUCCAAGAGGUUGAGCUGCGAGGCAUGGACAUGGAAGGUAUUUACCGCAAAUCCGGGGCUGCUUCAGCCAUCCAAGGCAUUCGGGAAGGCUUUGAGCGGUCUCCGUUCGAUUAUGACCUCUCUGAUCCGGACCUGGAUAUUCAUGCCGUCACCUCGGCUCUGAAGCAGUACUUUCGGAAGCUUCCAACACCCCUGAUCACCUACGAGGUGUACGAGAAAAUUAUUGAGUCUAGCGAACUCACGUCAACACUGGAACGCGUGGAUCUGCUGCAGAGGAGCCUUAUGGAGCUACCUCGCGUUCACCGCGACGUGCUUGAAUUCCUAGUCUUCCACCUGAAGCGCGUGGUCGAGCGCCGGGAUGAGAACUUGAUGACCAGCCAAAAUGUCGCAGUCGUUUUUGCACCGACCAUCAUGAGACCCGAAAGUCUCGCCCGUGAGAUGACCGAUGUCCAAAAGAAGAAUGAUGUGGUUAAGUUCCUUGUGGACAACUGCCAGGGCAUCUUCCAAGGAAUGCAGGCCUAG